GCUGUGGCGCGCAACCAUGGCCACUACCUUCCUCAGCUGCGGUCCGUUUUUGCGCCAACACUCUCAUUUCUCCAAAUUCUUCUUUUCCAGCUCCAAAGAUGCCGCCGAUGCUUCUUCCACAUCGUCAUUACCAAAAUCAACUACUACCUCUUACACCCGUCGAUGGUACAACCCCUCCAGCCGAAGACAAUUGAACGAAGAAGGUGUUCAAAUUCUACGCCACUGGAUUGAGGCGGAUCAACCUUCCGCUUCUGAAGAAAAGUUUAGUGUGGUGUCAUACAACAUAUUGGCGGAAAGGAAUACAUGGAAACACAGAGGUUUGUAUCCCAACGUUCCUUCACCGUACCUGAAAUGGAACCAUCGUAAGAGAGUUAUAUGUGAGGAACUUCUUAUGUGGAACCCUGAUAUAAUCUGCUUGCAGGAAGUGGAUAAGUAUUUUGAUGUUUCAGAAAUCAUGGAGAAAGCAGGUUACGUUGGGUCAUACACGAGACGAACUGGAGACGCUAUUGAUGGAUGUGCUAUAUUCUGGAAAGCUGACAAGUUUCGACUGAUAGAUGAAGAGAGCAUCAAAUUCAAGAUGUUCAAUCUUCGUGAUAAUGUUGCUCAACUUUCUGUGCUGGAGAUGUUCAAAGCUAAUUCAAGAAGAUUACUAAUUGGUAACAUCCAUGUGCUUUACAACCCAAGCAGGGGGGACGUCAAAUUAGGUCAAAUACGUUAUCUGUUGUCAAGGGCAGAGAUUCUUUCUAAGAAAUGGAGCAAUCUUCCUUUUGUUCUUGCUGGUGAUUUCAAUAGUACUCCUGAGAGCGCAAUAUACAAGUUCUUAUCAUCAUCGGAGCUAAAUUUCAUGUCCUAUGACCGAAGAGAACUGUCUGGACAAUCGGGAUGUCAUCCCGCUAAAGUUUUGGGUGUAAAGAAAGAAGUGUGCACACCUUUUUUCUGUUUGGGAAGUCAAACAAAAGGUCUCUGGACUGAAGAAGAGGUGAAAGUUGCUACUGGCAGUGCCGACUGCAAAGUGGUGACGAAUCCCUUUAGGCUUACCAGCUCCUAUGCUACAAUAAAGGGUCCUACUACAACACGGGGAUCCACUGAUGAACCAUUGGCUACUUCCUACCACUCCAAGUUUCUUGGAACUGUCGAUUAUAUUUGGUACUCUGAUGAUCUUAUUCCUAUAAGGGUUGUUGAUACUGUUCCAAUUGAUAUUCUUCUGAAAACAGGCGGCCUUCCAUGCGAGAAGGUGGGCAGCGAUCAUUUACCCUUGGUUUCUGAGAUUGCCUUCAUAAGAACAUCAGAAGAAAGCAAUAGCCAAUAACUACAUCUAAGUAAUGAUUUCAGACUUUCAGCAAAAUUGCUAUCAAAGUAAGCACAAUAAUUAGCGGUCUACCUUAAAACAUUAUGAACACUGCUUGAAUGAAACUAAAAGUGGACUCUAGUUUUCUUUUCCCUUUUUUUUUUUUCUUUUGGUAUUUAGAUAAAGAAUUUGAAAUACGUGUAGAGGUAUUCUUUGUGAACUAUAGGUGAAUCAGAUAUAGAUCAUAAUAUUAAAAGCUAGGUUAUGUUGUGUUGUUAUUUUCCAUUUGUUUGUUACAGUAAAAGUAUUGUCGGUGAUUUGAACCUCCAACAUUGAGAAAAUAAAUAGAUGUUAAUUACUACUAA
Cucumis melo (muskmelon) is the source of this 1653-nucleotide messenger RNA. RefSeq names its product carbon catabolite repressor protein 4 homolog 3. Gene Ontology annotation, molecular function: 3'-5'-RNA exonuclease activity. The record is from RefSeq and is a predicted model, not a curated record. The transcript is spliced from 13 exons. NCBI's taxonomy places the organism in Eukaryota, Viridiplantae, Streptophyta, Magnoliopsida, Cucurbitales, Cucurbitaceae. The coding region runs from base 17 to 1309 and encodes 430 amino acids.